Molecule: messenger RNA, 2583 nt
Organism: Penicillium digitatum Pd1
Lineage: Eukaryota; Fungi; Ascomycota; Eurotiomycetes; Eurotiales; Aspergillaceae
Product: RNA-binding ribosome biosynthesis protein MAK21
Cellular component (GO): nucleus
Source: RefSeq, a predicted model, not a curated record
AUGCCCUCCUCCGCCAGUGACACGAAACACAUGAACGCUCUGCCCCGCCACCUUAUGGAGCGCGUUCACGAGCUGGCCAACAAAUUGCUACAGGAAGAAAAUGAGGAGUACGCGGCAGCCCAGAGGGCAUCUGCUUCUUCUUCCCACAAGUUCUACUCGACCAUUAUGACGUCUGGUACCCUGAGCGAUAAAAUCUCCGCCUUGACUCUUAACGUUCAAGAGUCGCCUCUACACAAUACCAAGGCACUGGAGACUUUGAUUGGUCUCGGAAAGAAGCGUAGUCGUGCGCAGGCAGUUGAAGUUCUGCGAUCAUUGAAGGAUAUGUUCGCGCAGGGUACUUUGCUGCCUAGUGACCGACGAUUGAAGUCUUUCACCAACCAGCCCGGGCUCGUUGCUGCAUUCCAAGGCGCCGGCGGGCGGUGGAACGAAAGAGACCCUCUCCCAGGCGGUUUGAAAAAAAAGGAUCUGAUUGUGUGGGCAUUUGAAAACUUUGUAAAAGAUCAAUUCUUUGAAGUCAUCAAGAUUCUUGAGAUUUGGUGCAAUGAUGAGAUCGAAUUCUCACGGACCCGGGCCGUCAGUUACGUCUACGAACUUCUCAAAGAGAAGCCCGAGCAGGAGACCAAUCUUUUACGACUUUUGGUCAACAAGCUCGGAGAUCCGGGCAAGAAAAUAGCCUCUCGGGCAUCAUACCUGUUGCUGCAACUCAUGCAGUCGCAUCCUAUGAUGAAGCCAAUCAUCAUCAAGUCAGUGGAAGAAGUGCUGUUCCGGCCUGGUCAGAGCUCACACGCCAAGUACUAUGCUGUGAUAACUCUGAACCAGACUAUCUUGAGACUAAAGGAAGAAAAGGUGGCCGGCCAGCUUCUGGACAUCUACUUUGGACUGUUCCUCGUGCUGUUGAAGCCCUCCCACCAGGGCAAGCCUGCUUCCAGCGGGAAGCCUGCCCCCAAGGGGAAAUACAACAAGCAUGGAAAGGGAUCGAAGGGCAAAGGCGACGACGAUGCUGCCAAGGGACAAGCCCAGGAUGACGAAAUGCGCGAGAAGCUGAUCUCUGGUGUCUUGACCGGUGUCAACCGUGCUUAUCCUUUCACUGACUCCGAUUCCGAGCGCAUGUCGAAGCACCUCGACACCUUGUUCCGUAUCACACACUCCUCGAAUUUCAACACUAGUAUUCAGGCCCUUAUGCUGAUUCAACAGCUCACGGUUGCUAACCAAGUUUCCGGUGAUCGCUUCUACCGCACUCUGUAUGAGUCUUUGCUCGACCCCCGCGUUGCCACCUCAUCAAAACAAUCUCUCUACCUCAACCUCCUGUACAAAUCUUUGAAGAAUGAUCUAAACGUCCGCCGAGUCAAGGCAUUCGUGAAGCGUCUUGUUCAAGUACUUGGUAUGCACCAACCCUCGUUCAUCUGCGGUGUCUUCUUCAUGAUCCGUGAGCUCGAGAAGACCUUCACAGGCCUCUCAUCCUUGGUCGACCAGCCAGAGGAGAACGAUGAUGAUGAUGAAGAGAUCUUCCGUGACGUCCUCGAUGAGGAUGACGAACAGCCGGAACCUGCUCCCGUUGUCGAAACCAAAAAGCAGAACAACUUGUACGAUCCCCGUAAGCGAGACCCUGAGCACAGCAAUGCCGACCGGAGCUGUCUUUGGGAAUUGCUGCCUUUCACCACUCACUUCCAUCCUUCUGUCUCCCUUAACGCUACCAAUUUGCUUGAGCACAACCCCAUGAGUGGCAAGCCAGACCUGACUCUGCACACUCUUACUCACUUCCUUGACCGUUUCGUGUACCGCACACCCAAGGCUAACGCCAGCUCCCGCGGUGCCUCUAUUAUGCAGCCCCUGGGUGGUGGUGAAGCCGUCGACCGGUUGGUGGAGGCUGGCAAGAAGAUACAAAACCAGUUGCCGCUCAACACCGAAGCCUUCUGGAAGAAGAAGGCCGAAGAUGUUGCCGCAGAGGAUGUCUUCUUCCACGAAUACUUCACUCGUGUCAAUAAGGACAAGGACAAGGUGCGUACCAAGAAGAGCAAGGAUGUUGACGCCGACGAUCAGUCCGACGAAGGUCUUAGCGGAGACGAGGACGAGAUCUGGAAAGCGCUUGUCGACUCUCGCCCCGAGCUGGAAGCCGACGAGGACAGCGACGAUGAUUUGGACAUGUCCGAUUUGGAAUCUGCUCUAGGCUCCGACGAAGAUGGGGAAGGCGCGGACGAGGACGACUCCGACGGUGGUGUCAUCUUCAACGACGAGUCCGAUGUUCCAUCCGACGAGGAAAUGGCUGAGUUCAGCGAGCCCGAGGAAGCCGCGCCUCCAGCCAAGACCAAGAAGGCCGCCAAAAAGCUCUCCAAGGAAGCCGAGGAGGACUCCGACGACUUCGACAUGGAUGUUUCGGACGACGAUGCCUUCUUCGACAGCGACGAGGACCUGCCAUCGGAUAUCGACUUGGGUGGAGUCGACAUGGAAGAGCCCGAAAAGCCCGCCGAUACUGCCGCCCCGGAGUCGAACCGCAGCAAGCGCCGCAAGCUCAAGCAACUGCCCACUUUCGCCUCCGCGGACGACUACGCUGCGCUGCUGGCGGACGAGGACGAAGGAAUGUAA